Messenger RNA from Astyanax mexicanus (Mexican tetra), 3910 nucleotides. RefSeq names its product polymerase (RNA) III (DNA directed) polypeptide B (gene polr3b). Gene Ontology annotation, biological process: DNA-templated transcription. The coding region runs from base 115 to 3513 and encodes 1132 amino acids. Lineage: Eukaryota; Metazoa; Chordata; Actinopteri; Characiformes; Acestrorhamphidae. The record is from RefSeq and is a predicted model, not a curated record. Gene Ontology annotation, molecular function: DNA-directed RNA polymerase activity; DNA binding; ribonucleoside binding. The transcript has 28 exons. Gene Ontology annotation, cellular component: RNA polymerase III complex.
CAGCGUUUCAGUGUUACGCUACACACUCACAUGUAUGUGGAGCUGUAGCUCAGGUCCUGCUGCUGGACUAAGGUCGUGUCGUGUAGUGUAAAUGUGUGAAGCGCGUUCAGAGUGAUGGACCUGCUGAGGGAGGAUUUUGGGGAGCUGUCAGCCCAGCAGCUCGCGGCUCCUGUCAGCACAGUGGAGGAAAAAUGGAAACUUCUCCCUGCCUUUCUGAAGGUUAAAGGUUUAGUUAAGCAGCACAUUGACUCCUUUAACUACUUCAUCAACGUGGAGAUAAAGAAAAUCAUGAAGGCCAAUGAGAAGGUUACAAGUGAUGCUGAUCCAAUGUGGUACCUAAAGUACCUUAAUAUCUAUGUUGGCAUGCCUGAUGUAGAAGAGAGCUUUAAUGUAACCAGACCUGUGUCUCCACAUGAGUGUCGUCUGAGAGAUAUGACCUAUUCCGCUCCCAUUACAGUGGACAUAGAGUACACCAGAGGCAGCCAGAGGAUCAUCCGUAAUGCACUUCCCAUUGGAAGAAUGCCAAUUAUGUUGCGGAGCUCCAACUGUGUUUUGACAGGCAAGACACCUAUGGAGUUUUCUAAACUCAAUGAAUGUCCCCUAGAUCCAGGUGGUUAUUUCAUUGUAAAGGGUCAGGAGAAGGUCAUUCUUAUCCAAGAACAGCUUUCCAAGAACCGCAUUAUUGUAGAGCAAGAUCGCAAGGGUGCAGUGGGAGCCUCUGUUACCAGCUCCACUCAUGAGAAGAAGAGUAGAACUAACAUGAUUGUGAAGCAGGGCCGUUUUUACCUGAAGCACAACACACUUUCUGAAGAUGCUCCAAUAGCCAUCAUAUUUAAGGCCAUGGGUGUGGAGAGCGAUCAGGAGAUAGUCCAGAUGAUUGGAACAGAGGAACAUGUCAUGGCUGCUUUUGCCCCUAGCCUGGAAGAAUGCCAAAAGGCUCAGAUUUUCACCCAGACUCAGGCCCUCAAGUAUAUUGGAAAUAAAGUAAGGCGGCAGCGCAUGUGGGGUGGACCCAAGAAAACCAAGAUGGAGGAAGCCCGAGAGCUGCUGGCCUCUACCAUCCUCACCCACGUCCCAGUGAAGGAGUUUAACUUCCGGGCCAAGUGUAUUUACCUUGCUGUGAUGGUGCGCAGGGUGAUUCUUGCUCAAGGCAACAACAAAGUAGACGAUCGUGAUUACUAUGGAAACAAGCGUCUAGAGUUGGCUGGCCAGCUGCUGUCUCUGCUGUUUGAGGAUCUCUUUAAGAAGUUCAACUCCGAGCUGAAGAAGAUUGCAGACCAGAUCAUUCCUAAGCAGAGAGCUGCCCAGUUUGACGUGGUGAAGCACAUGAGGCAGGACCAGAUCACGAAUGGCAUGGUUAAUGCUAUCUCUACUGGUAACUGGUCUCUAAAGAGAUUCAAGAUGGACAGGCAGGGUGUGACGCAGGUGCUGUCUCGCCUAUCGUUCAUCUCUGCGUUAGGUAUGAUGACCAGGAUCUCCUCUCAGUUUGAGAAGACCAGGAAAGUGAGUGGCCCACGCUCCCUACAGCCCUCACAGUGGGGAAUGCUGUGCCCCUCUGACACACCUGAAGGAGAGGCAUGUGGGCUGGUGAAAAACCUGGCUCUAAUGACGCACAUCACUACAGACAUGGAGGAUGGGCCCAUCAUUAAGCUGGCCUUUAACCUCGGCGUGGAGGACGUCAACCUGCUGUGUGGAGAGGAGCUCUCCUACCCCACUGUUUUCCUGGUCUUCCUGAAUGGUAACAUCCUGGGAGUGAUUCGGAACCACCAGAAGCUUGUUAGCACUUUCAGAUUGAUGAGAAGAGCAGGAUUCAUCAACGAGUUUGUUUCAAUCUCCACCAAUGUAACGGACCGCUGCGUCUACAUCUCUUCUGAUGGGGGGCGCCUCUGCAGACCUUACAUCAUUGUGAAGAACGGGCAGCCGGCUGUGAAGAACAAACACAUCGAGGAGCUUUCUCAGGGUUACAGAAACUUUGAGGACUUCCUGCAUGAAAGUCUGGUGGAGUAUCUUGAUGUGAAUGAAGAGAAUGACUGCAGCAUUGCUCUGUACGAGCACAUGAUCACCAAGGACACUACACAUUUGGAAAUUGAGCCGUUCACUCUGCUGGGGGUCUGUGCUGGUUUGAUACCAUACCCGCAUCACAACCAGUCCCCCAGAAACACCUACCAGUGUGCUAUGGGCAAGCAGGCCAUGGGCACUAUUGGCUACAACCAGAGGAAUCGGAUUGACACACUGAUGUACCUGCUAGCCUAUCCUCAGAGGCCCAUGGUGAAGACCAAGACUAUCGAGCUGAUUGACUUUGAGAAGCUGCCUGCUGGUCAGAAUGCCACAGUAGCUGUGAUGAGCUACAGCGGCUAUGAUAUUGAGGAUGCUCUGGUGCUUAACAAGGCUUCCCUGGAUAGAGGUUUUGGUAGAUGUCUUGUGUACAAAAAUGCCAAGUGCACCCUGAGACGUUACACAAACCAGACCUUUGACAAAGUGAUGGGUCCAAUGCUGGAUGCUGAAACACGCAAACCCAUUUGGAGGCACAGCAUCUUGGAUGCUGAUGGAAUCUGCUCCCCCGGUGAACGGGUGGAGAAUAAGCAAGUGCUGGUGAACAAAUCCAUGCCCACAGUUACCCAGACACCACUGGAGGGCAGUACCCAGCCAGGCCAGCCACAGUACAGAGAUGUACCCAUCACGUAUAAAGGCUCAACAGACUCCUACAUAGAAAAGGUGAUGAUCUCAUCAAAUGCAGAGGAUGCCUUCCUGGUAAAGAUCCUGCUCAGGCAAACACGUCGUCCUGAGAUAGGAGACAAAUUCAGCAGCCGGCAUGGCCAGAAAGGUGUUUGUGGGCUGAUUGUUCCUCAGGAGGACAUGCCAUUCUGUGAUUCCGGGAUCUGUCCUGACAUCAUCAUGAACCCUCAUGGAUACCCCUCCAGAAUGACUGUUGGGAAGCUGAUAGAGCUCUUGGCGGGGAAGGCAGGUGUACUGGACGGACGUUUUCACUACGGUACAGCUUUCGGAGGCAGUAAGGUGAAGGACGUGUGUGAGGAUCUCAUUCGCUAUGGAUACAACUACCAGGGAAAGGACUAUGUCACCUCUGGCAUCACAGGGGAGCCCCUGGAAGCUUACAUCUACUUUGGUCCAGUGUACUACCAGAAACUGAAGCACAUGGUUCUUGAUAAGAUGCAUGCUAGAGCACGUGGACCAAGAGCGGUGCUCACCAGACAGCCUACAGAAGGUCGUUCCCGAGAUGGUGGUCUACGUCUGGGAGAGAUGGAGAGAGAUUGCCUGAUAGGAUAUGGGGCCAGUAUGCUGCUACUGGAGCGUCUCAUGAUCUCCAGCGAUGCUUUUGAAGUGGAUGUGUGUGGGCAGUGUGGCCUGCUCGGAUACUCUGGAUGGUGCCAUUACUGUAAGUCCUCGUGCCAUGUGUCCUCUUUACGCAUUCCCUAUGCCUGCAAGCUGCUCUUCCAGGAGCUUCAGUCCAUGAACAUUAUACCCCGCCUUAAACUGUCUCGAUACAACGAGUAAGUCAGUUAUGCUUUGGAUGCUAAAUGCAAUAAAUUGCUGCUAACACAAGCCACUGUGGAAACUCAACUCCUGAUGCAUCUUUGUUUCUCAUUGGAUAUCUUUGAUGCAAUAUUAGUCUGUGGUUUGUAUAUGCAUGUCUAAUGAAGUUAAUUGUGAACCACCAGUGGUUAUGUUUUGAGUUAAAAUGAGACAUUUGGCGUUUCAUGAAAUAAAAGAUACUCUGGACUAAAAGUAUGAUUCAGACAUUGUAAUAUAAAUAACACAGGAUAAAGUGCCUAGUGUGAGAGGAUUUUUUUUUUUUUCAAAUAAUGAAAGUGUUCAUUAUUACUUUUUUUUUUUUGAGAGUUUGUUGUGUUUCUUUUUGUGUAAAUAAGUAAUAAAAAUUUGUUUAAAUUAA